Molecule: messenger RNA, 2388 nt
Organism: Mus musculus (house mouse)
Lineage: Eukaryota; Metazoa; Chordata; Mammalia; Rodentia; Muridae
Gene: Oaf
Product: out at first homolog
Exons: 4
Coding region: 244-1092 (282 amino acids)
Source: RefSeq, marked provisional
GGAGUCCGGAGCUCAGGAAUCGGGGCGGCUAGGGGACACGCACGGGGGGCGCCGUCCGGGACUCGGGGUGCGUGGCUGUACGCGGCCCACGUGAAUUCGCUGCACGUCGUGGGGAACCUCCGGGUUGAGUCUCCCCUCUAGAAGUAGGGGACUGCCGGGAAUCCCCGAACCGGACCCCCAACUUCGAGCAAACUUUGUAGGCGCGUCUCCCCUCCCCCACGCGGCGCGCCGGGGGCCCCGGGGAUGCGGCCCCCUGGCUGCCGCGACGUCCCCUCGGCGCGCCCCGCGCUGCCGCUGCUGCUGCUGCUGCUGUCGCCGCUGCUGCUUGGGGCGCUGCACGGCGUGGGCGCGGGCAGCGGCGCUCCGGCCGAGCUGCGGGUCCGAGUGAGACUGCCCGACAGCCAGGUGAUCGAGGAGAGUCUACAGGCGGACAGCGACGCGGACAGCAUCAGCCUUGAUCUGCGCAAACCCGACGGCACUCUCAUCUCCUUCAUCGCGGAUUUCAAGAAGGACGUGAAGAUCUUCCGAGCCCUGAUCCUCGGGGAGCUGGAGAAGGGGCAGAGUCAGUUCCAGGCACUUUGCUUUGUCACAAGGCUGCACCACAAUGACAUCAUCCCCAGUGAGGCCAUGGCCAAGCUCCGGCAGAAAAACCCCCGCGCAGUGCGGCAGGCUGAGGAAGUGAGGGGUCUGGAACAGUUACAUAUGGAUAUCGCUGUUAACUUCAGCCAGGGGGGCCUGCUGAGUCCCCAUCUCCACAACGUAUGUGCUGAGGCCACAGAUGCCAUCUACACCCGCCAGGAGGAUGUCCAGUUCUGGACAGAGCGAGGUGUGGACAGUUCUGUUUUCGAGGCUCUGCCCAAGGCAUUAGAACAGGCGGAAUUACCUCGUUGUGGACGAGUUGGGGAUCGAGGAAAGCCCUGUACUUGCCACUACAGUCUGAGCCUGGCCUGGUACCCAUGCAUGCUCAAGUAUUGCCACAGUCGUGAUCGGCCAGCGCCCUACAAGUGUGGCAUCCGAAGCUGCAGGAAAAGCUACACCUUUGACUUCUAUGUACCUCAGAAGCAACUGUGCCUCUGGGAUGAGGACCCCUAACAACAGGAGACAGAGGACCAAGAACGGAUACUUGGGCCUGCAAAUUCUUCGCUGACCACCAGAGAGCGUGGCAACCCAAUCAGGUCUUAGGUCUCUUCCUGAGCCGCUGGCCCUGAAGCCACAACCUCAUCUGCAUGACUGUGAAAGGGUGUCACCGCAACCUUGAGGCAGCCCUGAUGCCCACCUGUGCCCAUCUUGAGGCAUUGGGGGGUGGGGGGGGGAGGCAGUUCUCCAGACGGAUACCCUCCCCUCUUCCUUUCACCUGAAAUGUCCCGCGAAGGUGGAAUCAAAAUGCACCGGCCUAGGCCUUUAUGGAACUUGUUCCGGAGGCAUGGCCCUGUAGCACACUAUCUCACCAGCAAGGGAACCAGAGAGGGACAGCUGGGGACUCGUGCCCCAGCUCCUGUGUCUGGUUACAGUGCCUUCUCUCUACCCUGGGGGCAACGGGGAGUAGGGAUGCUGCCUCCAAGACCACCGCGUGUGCCUUUCCUGAGACCCAAUUUGGAUACUUCAGCGGGCACCGAUUCUUCCUGCCCCUGGACUGAUGUACUUUGGUCAGGUUCUGGGGCAGGGAGGGAGCAUGAAGUACAAGGAAAACUUGAAUUCCAGAUUUUUAAUGCAAAAUAUUUAUCAUUUGUACCAGAAAUAAAAGUCUUUUAAGUUUUCACUCACCCUAUGGCGCCAGCUUAGGCUUUCGGAGAGAACUUUGUCCCGUGCUGCCACCUAGUGUCAGAAAUGUGCCUUACAUGGUUAGUGCCAGUCUGGGCAAAGCAACUUCUAAAGGUCCUAUUGUGUGAUCUGUGAGAGGCUCUGUGCUUAAGAUGAUGGAACAAGGGAGCUGGGAAGGACUCAGUAGUUAAGAGCACGUGCUGCUUUUUUACAGAGGACCCAAGUUCGAUUCCUUACAUCCGCUUCCAGUGUGGGGAGUGUCACGGACACCUGUAACAUCAACAUAAUGGAGAUCGGCCACCUUUUAUGGCCUCCAAGUGCUCUAACACAUAUAAUAAAAUUAAAUUAAUUUAAAAUUAAAAACUAGGGACUUCAGGAUGGCUCAGUGAUUAAGAACACUGGCUGCUCUUCCAGAGAUCCCAUGUUCCAUGCUCAAGACCCACAUGGUAAAUCUGAUGCCCUCUUCUGGCUUGCAAGAGACCUUGUACGUGGAGCUCAUACAUGCAAGCAAAACACCAGUGGAAACACAAGUAAGUUAUAUAAAUGAUGAGGCAAGGACCGAAGACAUAGCUCAUUUAUAGCGAAUUUGCUCAGGAUGGGCAAGGCCAUGGUCCUAAUGUCCUGCAC